Molecule: messenger RNA, 956 nt
Organism: Danio rerio (zebrafish)
Lineage: Eukaryota; Metazoa; Chordata; Actinopteri; Cypriniformes; Danionidae
Source: RefSeq, a predicted model, not a curated record
GGUUAAAACGUAACUUAGUUUCAUUUAUUCAAGCUACUUUGUUUGUUGACUCACAAAAACUACUGCUAUAAAUCACUAUUUGCAUAUUAGCCAUGACCUGUCAAUGAUACAAUAUAUCACACAAAGUUUAAUGCUAGUGUGUUUGGUGUGUUGCAGUGUGUACAGCCUUGAAAUCCAGUCAGAAACAACAUAUUCACUAUGAUUACAGCAGAUCUGGACAGUGUCCAGCACGACCAACAUACCCUUUGUGCUCUGAUGAGGAGAUGGAGGAUAAAUGUCCAUCUGGGUGUCGACUGGAGGGUCUUAUUAUUGUGGCAGAUGAAGAUAUUUAUAAACGUCUGAGAAAGACUUGUGAAAAGAUUCAACAACAUCAGGAUGCCAUUUCAUUAGUGAUGCAAAAGAGUGUCAAGUUUUAUGAGUGUCAAAGGAAAACUAUCGUCCAAACUUAUAUGCAAGAGCUCAGAUAUGCUGAAUUUGCUGAAGAUAUUCACAAAAACCUCACGUUCCUGCACAAGAGGUCUGCAGAACUUGCUAAAGACUUACGGAAAUAUCACUACAUGAUCUGGGAUCAGAUAAAUCAACUCCGUCGAAUUGAGGUGGACAUUGACAUCAAAAUUCGUGCAUGCAAAGGAUCAUGCAAGCAAACCUUUGUCCAUGCUAUUGAUAACGAAGCCUACAAAGCGAUGGAGAGCAAAAUGAAGCAGUUCAGCAUUAUCUCCAAGAGGCGAAAAGCAUUCUCCAGACCUCAAAAACUAAAACUUCAGCCGGUUGAUCGGCCCACAGUGUCUCAAACUUACAGGAAAAUCCCCAUUUUUCGCACUGAGCUCCUUACAAAGUUUGAAGACAUUGAGCAGAAUCAGAUGGUUUUAGAUGAACUCCUAGAAGAUAUUUAAUCAUAUUUAUGUCCAUCAGUGAGUGAAGUGGAGCAAAACCUUUCAUUAAAGUUGUCCUACAUC